UUUGCGUUCAAAUUUUGCUACGAAAAGUUUUUCUUGAAUGCACCCCGUAGAAGUUAGUCCCCUAAAUAUGUGGUCGACAAGAAACAACGAAAACUCCCGAGAGUUCCGCCACGUUUUUAACGUGCUUAUUUGUGUCGCUCAGUGUCAGUACAACCUUUUGAUCUUAUUGCAGUCCAUGGUUAGAUUUUAGCACAAAUGUACCAGACAACUAGCUAUAUAACUUUGUUGUGUGUUGGGCAGAUCAAGCGAACAGCACAAUAAACUAGUUUGCUGCCCACAGCUGAGAGUCGGCCCCGCCCCUGUGUUUAUCAGCUGUUCUUGUCAGAUAACAGUAAAUGUUACGCAUUCAUGUAUGACAACCACAGACAGGCAAAGUGAUUAUUUUUUCAACAACUAAACAGUACAACCAGCUGCCAUGGCCUCAGGUGGGGCCCCAGUGCCGAUGGCCAGCCAUUGCGGCACCAAGGUGGAGCUCACCAUCUCCUGUGAGAACCUCAUGGACAUGGACGUCUUCUCCAAGUCUGACCCCCUGUGUGCCUUGUACAUCAACACUUCAGGCUCGCAUUGGUAUGAGUUUGGACGCACAGAGAUGAUCCUGAACUGCCUGAAUCCAAAGUUUGCCAAGAAGUUUGUGAUCGAUUACUAUUUCGAGAUGGUGCAGAGGAUGAAGUUUUGCGUGUAUGAUAUUGACAAUGACACCUAUGACCUGGGUGAUGAUGAUUUUCUGGGGGAGCUUGAAUGUACCCUGGCCCAGAUUGUUUCUAGCAGGCAGAUAACUCGACCUUUGUUGCUGAAGAACAAGAGGCCUGCAGGUCAGGGGACCAUCACAAUAUAUGCUGAAGAGAUAACAGACAACAGAGUGGCAAACAUUGAGGUGUCAGCCCGCAGGCUAGACAAAAAGUUUUUGUGGUGGUCCGACCCUUUCCUGGAAUUCUACAAGCAGACAGAAACUGGAUGGCAGCUGGCUCACAGGACAGAGGUGGUAAACAACAACUUAAACCCAAUAUGGAGACCCUUCUGCAUCUCAUUGCGAUCUCUCUGUCAAGGAGAUGUGGAGAGACCUAUAAAGGUUGAUUGUUAUGACCGCCAUGUCAGCGGAGCCCAUGAUCUUAUUGGGAGCUUUAAAACAACACUGGCUGAGAUGCAAAUGGGAACACACGUUUGCCCUGCUGAAUUUGAGUGCAUCAACCCGAAAAAGCUAAAGAAGAAAAACUAUAAAAACUCUGGAGUCAUUUGCUUCAAGAACUGCCAGGUGGUGAAGGAGUACAGCUUCCUGGAUUAUAUUAUGGGGGGUUGUCAAAUCAACUUCACUAUUGCCAUUGACUUCACAGGCUCUAACGGGGAUCCCAGCUCUCCCCAGUCCCUCCACUACAUCAACCCUGAAGGCUAUAAUGAAUACCUGACAGCCAUCUGGGCAGUGGGUAAUGUCAUCCAGGACUAUGACAGUAACAAGAUGUUUCCCGUCUUUGGUUUUGGAGCCCAACUCCCUCCCUCCUGGCAGGUUUCCCAUGAGUUUCCUGUCAAUUUCAACCCACAAAAUCCAUUCUGUGCAGGCAUACAGGGUGUGGUGGAGGCCUACCAGCAGUGUCUACCCCGGUUGAAGCUAUGGGGUCCCACCAACUUCUCUCCGAUUAUCAACCAUGUAGCCUGCUUCGCCAGACAAGCUCUCCGGCAGAAUAUAGCCUCACAAUACUUUGUGCUGCUCAUCAUCACAGAUGGAGUGAUCACAGACAUGGACCAGACACGCACUGCUAUCGUGGAGGCCUCUCGUCUGCCCAUGUCUAUCAUUAUAGUGGGUGUGGGGGGGGCAGACUUCAGCGAAAUGGAGUUCCUUGACAGUGAUGACAAGUUGUUGUGUUCGCCCCGAGGUGAUGUCGCCUCAAGAGACAUCGUCCAGUUUGUGCCCUUCAGAGAUUUCCAAGGAAACAACAUGGCCCUGGCCCAGAGCAUCCUGGCGGAGCUGCCUGAUCAAGUGGCCUCCUUCUUCAAUUCUUACAAGCUGAAGCCCCCUAAUAUACUCAGUGUUUCUGACACAUCCUAGAAAGUUGGGUCAGAAACCCAAACACCUCAUCCUCACUACUUAUCUGCAUCUCCUGCACCCUCUUUCUGCAUUUGCCGAUGGAAUGGCAUAAAUGAAAGCCAUUAAAUGAAUGUGGGUAAAAAAGACAAGCAUAUAUGAUUUGACAUAAUUUAAAGUUCAUAAAAGAGACAUGAUAGCUUGUAUAAUGCAUGUAAAACUGCAAAUGUAACACUUUACAUGGUGGUUUGCUUUGUUGAUUACAUGUCAUCAUUAUUUUUUUUUCUUUUUCCUGUGUUACCUCUUCUCUGCUGUUACUUCGCACAACCUCUCUAUGCUGCAAUUCUUAAGCAACAUGUUUUAGGUCUUAAUCCUCUAAUAAUCUGAGAAAGCAGUGGGCUCAUACUGUAUAGUGUGUGGUGUGUUAUUUGUCUGUCCAGGCAGUGAGCUGUGAUUGUGUCAGUACCAUUACACUAUUUCGACACUGUUAUUUCAGUCAUGGUUGACACAAGUCCCGGUUGCGUCUGUACAUGUGAGUAUAAUGUGGUUUAACUUUAAGAUAAGAUAAUCCUUUAUUAGUCCUGCAGCGGGGAAAUUUACAGGAUUACAGCAGCAAAGAGGACAGUGCAAAACAAGAGACAUAGUAAAUAAAAAAAACACAAGAUCAAAAUAAGUAUUAUAAAUGAGUAAUAAAAAACAGUAAAGAACAGUAAAGAACAGAAUCCACAGUAAUAUUAUAUAUACAGACAGAAACUAUUAUAAAUAUUGUAUUGCACAGUGUAUUAGUGUCAUGUGGUCUGCUGGGAGCAGAGCUGGUUGUGCAGCCUGACAGCAGCAGGAAGGAAGGACUUGCGGUACCUUUCCUUCACACACCGGGGGUGAAGCAGCCGGUGGCUGAAGGAGCUGUACAGAGCUGCCAGGGUGUCCUGCAUGGGGUGGGAGGUGUUGUUCAUCAGGGAUGAUAGCUUGGCCAUCAUCCUCCUGUCUCCCACCACUUCCAUCGUAUCCAGUGGACACCCCAGCACACUGCUGGCUUUCUUGACAAGUUUAUUUAUUCUCUUCCUGUCGGCUGUCGAGAUGCUGCUGCUCCAGCUCCUCAGCAGCUCUGACCCUUUUUAUAUAGUAACUUUGAGCCUGAUGUUUAAUUUAGUAAUAGGUUUGAGCUUUUUCCUGAUAUUUCAGAACAUGUUGACUGAAAUUGAGGGAAUGUUUGUAAGCAUAAAAAGUGUAAUCACAGUUUCAGCUAUUGUAACAUUGGAGAUCAAAUUAGAUAAACAAACAUCUGCUCUACCCUACUGUGAAAAUAUUUUGUAGACCAAUUUACUUCAAUCAGUGCUACUGUGCGAGAAAGGGUUCCAAAGAAUGAUUCUCAACCUUGGUAUCACUUGAUUAGAGUGCGGGUCACUGGAGAAGACUAACAACUGAUGAGAACUGUCAUGAGAAUGUGGGAGCAUAAACUGGCCACUCAGUUCAGAAAAAAGGUUAGGAAACGCUGCAUUUGUGAAUCAUGAAUUUCUUCAAGCUUAUCAUUCAUUGACAGUUCUUAUUUUAGUGUAGUCGUUUGGACUCUUUUAUAUAUUUAAGACUGUUGGGGGUUCAAGUUGAAUGGCUGCAAGAAGAAAGCACUAAAGAUAAUAAAUAACCUCUUGAUUUAACAAUGGAAUCUGGACGUCAUGGAAGUCCAAGUCCACAACACUGAACCACAGUUCUCUUAUAGAAGGUGUUUGAGGCCCCUUUAUACUGUUUGAUGCUCCAGUUUUGUUUGUGUUUCAAGGUUGAAGGGUUUUAUGAAUGGGAAAUGUAGCCUUUUGGUUUUGCUGCAUGACUUUUUCAAACUAUAACUAAGUCUUUCCAUAUCUUUAAUAUUGAAUGAAAUUGACCCCUUUUUGUCGGUGUGUUUGUGACCAUUGUGGAAACCGAAUGAUGUAAUAUAAUUGACUA
Messenger RNA from Anoplopoma fimbria (sablefish), 3958 nucleotides. RefSeq names its product copine-3-like. The transcript is spliced from 16 exons. Gene Ontology annotation, molecular function: receptor tyrosine kinase binding; calcium-dependent phospholipid binding. Bases 416 to 2041 code for a protein of 541 amino acids. The record is from RefSeq and is a predicted model, not a curated record. Lineage: Eukaryota; Metazoa; Chordata; Actinopteri; Perciformes; Anoplopomatidae. Gene Ontology annotation, biological process: ERBB2 signaling pathway; cellular response to calcium ion. Gene Ontology annotation, cellular component: plasma membrane.